AUGAAAAGAUUGAGGCUCCUUAGAUGGAGUGAUACCGUCCUUUCGCCUCGAACAAGACCUCGAACUAUCAUACCACCACAAUGUCAAUGCAGACGAUGGGAAUCUGCAACGCACCAGCCAUCUCUACGCGAAGCUCACUCACCGAAGGAUGUCCAAGGACAACUCCCGGACACGUUGUCAGAGGAACACCUUCUACGGCUACCAUCACCUCCUAUCCAAGCUGCAUCAUCUUCGGCCAAGCUGGCUGCCCUUCAUGCUCGGCUCCAAUUACCAUCUCGCCUGCCUCUCCAAGUUCUCGCUCGGACUCUGGUUGAUCCUUCUGCUGAUCCUUCACCUCAGUUCAACAAUAAUCCUUUUUCAAUACUCGGAAACGAUCUCCUUGGUUACUAUACCUCCGAAUACAUAAUAUGUCGAUAUCCAAGAUUACCGUUAGCUGUCGUCUUUGCGGCAAUGUAUGCUUAUGUUGGACCCAAGGCUCUUGCUGCUAUAACGAGAGAAUGGGGCGUCGAGGCUGCGGCGCACCCGGGUGGAGAAGUAGACCCCGGCUACUUACAGUUUCGGAGGGUCGCGCCGGAGUCAGAUAUGGGUCCCAAGCCGUCAGCAUUGAUAAGUACGACGCCGGAUGCAAGCUCAGGAUGGAAGCGGAGAGGGAUCAGCUCCAGGACCGUUUAUGACGAUGAAUUUGGAGACGUUCAGCAACCCGCCAAAGAUAAAAAAGCCUCAAGCACUGCGAUUGAGGGUGUCACAGAAGAGAAAGCCAGUACGAACUUCGUACGGGCGUUGACAGGAGCAUUAUAUCUCCACAGCGGCCGCGCGGCUGUGAAGUCAUUCUUCAGGGAGCAUUUCAUGUCCAGGCAAUUAAACAUUGCUAGCCUUUUCAACUUUCGCCAUCCUCAGAGAGAUCUUAGUCGCUUAUGUGCUCGAGAAGGCUUUCAGUCACCGGUUGCGAGAAUAGUAAGCGAGACAGGGAGAAAGAGCAGACAUCCCGUAUUUGUGAUAGGAGUCUUCUCCGGGCACGAAAAGUUAGGCGAAGGAGCUGGCUCAAGCCUUGAUGAGGCUCGGAUUUGUGCUGCCGUUGCUGCAUUGAAGGGUUGGUAUCUUUACAGUCCGACAGAACUACGCGUUCCAAGUGAGAUGGAAGAACCCGGCGCACGGAAGUGGGACCGAAUGCUUGUCGACCCUGGUGACAUUGUCGUCUGA
Molecule: messenger RNA, 1200 nt
Organism: Endocarpon pusillum Z07020
Lineage: Eukaryota; Fungi; Ascomycota; Eurotiomycetes; Verrucariales; Verrucariaceae
Exons: 1
Coding region: 1-1200 (399 amino acids)
Biological process (GO): rRNA processing; primary miRNA processing; regulation of gene expression
Cellular component (GO): nucleus
Molecular function (GO): ribonuclease III activity; double-stranded RNA binding
Source: RefSeq, a predicted model, not a curated record